Molecule: messenger RNA, 1418 nt
Organism: Juglans microcarpa x Juglans regia
Lineage: Eukaryota; Viridiplantae; Streptophyta; Magnoliopsida; Fagales; Juglandaceae
Product: dnaJ homolog subfamily B member 4
Exons: 3
Coding region: 160-1194 (344 amino acids)
Cellular component (GO): cytosol
Molecular function (GO): protein-folding chaperone binding
Source: RefSeq, a predicted model, not a curated record
UUCCACAAGCACCUCGCAACACCACAUAAAGCCCACUGCCACCAUUACGCAGGACGAUGGCAAUUGAAAAGCAAAGGCACAAGAUCGGAAUAAAUAGAAGAAGAAAGAGCAAGUGAAAAAGUGAGGAAGAGAAAGAGGUGCGAGGUAGACUACUACAAAAUGGGUGUGGACUACUACAAGAUUCUGCAGGUUGAUAAGAAUGUUACGGAGGAAGAUUUGAAGAAGGCUUACAGGAAGCUAGCGAUGAAGUGGCAUCCUGAUAAGAACCCCAACAACAAGAAAGAAGCUGAAGCCAAAUUCAAACAAAUUGCUGAAGCCUAUGAGGUUCUCAGCGAUCCACAAAAGAGAACUGUAUAUGAUCAGUAUGGAGAAGAGGGCCUAAAGGGUCAGGUGCCACCGCCUAAUGCCGGUGGCCCAGGCGGAGCUUCGUUCUUUUCGACCGGUGAUGGUCCUACGACGUUUCAAUUCAAUCCUCGAAGCGCUGACGACAUUUUCGCUGAGUUUUUCGGAUUCUCGAGCCCGUUUGGAGGGAUGGGAGGUCGCGGUGGAGGCAUGAGAGGGUCGAGGUUCUCAAGUGGGAUUUUCGGUGAUGAUAUAUUUGCAUCUUUUGGGGAAGGAGGAGGAGGGUCUAUGAAUCAAGGUGCUCUUAGGAAGGCCCCUCCAAUUGAGAUCAGGUUACCAUGUAGUCUUGAAGAGUUAUAUAAGGGGACUACCAAGAAGAUGAAGAUCUCGAGAGAAAUUGCUGACAUCAGUGGCAAGACCAUGCAAGUGGAGGAAAUCCUUACCAUUGAUGUGAAACCUGGUUGGAAGAAGGGCACAAAGAUCACCUUCCCUGAAAAAGGGAAUGAGCAGCCAAACGUUAUCCCUGCAGAUAUUAUAUUUAUCGUUGAUGAGAAGCCCCACAGUGUGUUUACUCGCGAUGGAAACGACUUGAUCGUCACCGAGAAUGUUUCGUUGGCAGAUGCCUUAACAGGUUACACUGUCCAGCUGACCACUCCCGAUGGUAGAAACUUAACAAUUCCAAUCAAUAAUGUGAUUAAUCCAGAUUAUGAAGAGGUUUUACCUAGGGAAGGAAUGCCAUUGCAGAAAGACCCAACAAAAAGAGGCAACUUGCGAAUUAAGUUCAACAUCAAGUUCCCAAGAAGGCUUACCACAGAGCAGAAAACUGGGGUCAAGAAACUCUUGGGUCAGUGAGCAAGUAAUAUGCUCGGCCAAAAUGCAGCACUUGUGUGAAUAUAAAAGUUUUGUAUCUUAGAUGGUUAUACUUGUUUUAGUCUCAUAGAAUUUACGGAGGUUGAUGUUAUUAAAUACAAAUGACUAGUGUCAUCUUUUCCCUGGUUUUUAGCGUCUCGUUUGUAAUUUGACACGACAAUUUCCCGUUCAUGUCUUCGGAAUGAUUGGAUUUUGGUUGGUUGUUU